This is a messenger RNA of Hypanus sabinus (Atlantic stingray), 2728 nucleotides long. RefSeq names its product NACHT, LRR and PYD domains-containing protein 12-like. Lineage: Eukaryota; Metazoa; Chordata; Chondrichthyes; Myliobatiformes; Dasyatidae. The transcript is spliced from 9 exons. The record is from RefSeq and is a predicted model, not a curated record. The coding region runs from base 1 to 2079 and encodes 692 amino acids. Gene Ontology annotation, molecular function: protein binding. Gene Ontology annotation, cellular component: cytoplasm.
AUGUCGUUGUUGAGCCAGGAGGAUUUGAUCAGGGUGUUCAGUACUGGUGAGAUCAGUGUCUGGGCUGAAAUCUUGGGAUUUGUUGGUGAGGAACGGAAAGAAUAUUUCAUCAGGCAUUUUGAUGAUCAGACGGUGGCGGCAGCUGUUUUCAAACACGUGAAGGAGAACGAGAUCCUGUACACCAUGAGCUACAACCCCUCCUACUGCUGGAUCCUCGCUCUGGCACUGGGCCCCUUCUUCACACAAAGAGUCAGGGACCCACAGAGUGUUCCCAAGACCAUCACCCAACUGUACUCCUACUAUAUUUACAACAUCCUGAAAAACCACGGCCGUGAGAUUGAGAACCCCUGUGAUGUGUUACUCAGGGUUGGUCAGAUGGCCUUCAGAGGAGUGUCCGAGAGGAAGAUUGUGUUUACAGAUGGAGAUUUGAUCAAGUACAAUCUGCAGCCUUCCCAGUUCCUGUCCGGGUUCCUGAUGGAGCUUUUGGAGAGAGAAGAUUCUGCCCGGAGCAUGGUGUACACAUUCCCACACCUCACCAUCCAAGAGUUUGUAGCUGCAGUCGCACAAUUCUUGAUUUCAGAUGGCAGAGAUAUUAUGAAACUCCUCACUGAAACUCACAACACGACAGAUGGGCGAUUUGAGGUAUUUCUCCGUUUUGUUGCUGGUCUCUCCAACCCAAUGACAGCUCGGGGCCUGGAGGAGUUUCUGGGUCCAUUUCCCAAUGAAACAACCUGCCGGGUGAUUGACUGGGUGAAGGAGGAGGUUAAACGCCGGAGUGUAAACACAAAGAGUGAAGCUGGUAAAAGGAGCCUCCUGAACACGUUGCACUACCUGUUUGAAUCUCAGAAUUGUGGACUGGCUCAGGCUGCACUGGGAUCUGUGGAAACACUUUCAUUCAGUGGAAUGACACUGACCCCGAUUGACUGCGCGGUCCUGUCUCAUGUCAUCGGACACUGUAAUACAAUAAAACACCUCGACCUGGGGAACUGCCACAUUCAGUGUGAAGGAAUCCAGCGGCUGGGACCCGGGCUGCACAAGUGCCAGGAGUUGAGACUUGGGGAGAAUGAACUCGGAGAUUCGGGAGUGAAAUUGGUGUCUGUGGCUCUGAGGAACCCGGAGUGUAAAAUACAGAUACUGUGGCUGUGGGAUGUCGGCCUCACAGAUUCUGGCGUCGAGGAUUUCGCCUCCGCUCUCAGUACAAACCCAUCACUGACGGAGCUGGACAUGAGUGAGAAUAAACUGGGAGAUUCAGGAGUGAAACUGGUGUCUGCGGCUCUGAGGAACCCGGAGUGUAAAAUACAGAAACUGGGGCUGAUCGAUGUCGGUCUCACAGAUUCUGGUGCCAAUGAUCUCGCCUCCACUCUCAGUACAAACCCAUCACUGACGGAGCUGAACCUGAGUGGUAAUAAACUGGGAGAUUCAGGAGUGAAACUGGUGUCUGCAGCUCUGAGGAACCCGGAGUGUAAAAUACAGAGACUGUGGCUGAUCGAUGUCGGUCUCACAGAUUCUGGCGUCGAGGAUCUAGCCUCCGCUCUGAGUACGAACACAUCACUGAUGGAGCUGGACAUGAGUGAGAAUGAACUGGGAGAUGCAGGAGUGAAAAUUGUGUCUGCGGCUCUGAGGAACCCGGAGUGUAAAAUACAGAAACUGCGGCUGACCCGUGUCAGUCUCACAGAUUCUGGUGCCGAGGAUCUCGUCUCCGCUCUCAGUGCAAACCCAUCACUGACGGAACUGAACCUGAGUGGUAAUGAACUGGGAGAUUCAGGAGUGAAACUGGUGUCUGCGGCUCUGAGGAACCCGGAGUGUAAAAUACAGAAACUGUGGCUUGACAAGGUUGGUCUCACAGAUUCUGGUACCGAGGAACUCGUCUCCGCUCUCAGUACAAACCCAUCACUGACGGUGCUGAACCUGGGAUUAAACUCGCUCACAGACCGAUCUGUCCCCGCUCUCUACCGCCUCAUACUGACCGUCCCGAAUCUGGAGUGGAUCUGCCUGGGGUCGAAUCAGUUCAGUGAGAUCGGGGGUAAGGAACUGAGAUGUCUGCAGGGAGUCAGACCCGGACUGAGAGUGAUCCUGUGACCAUCUGAAUGUGUGAACAUCCCUGUCUGUGGGAUGGUGGCAUUUUGUCCGAUUCUCCGCCCUCCCCUUUAAUGCCCGUCAUUACCUUUAAUGUCCGUGCCAGAUUUAAUUCCCAAUGGUUUUAACGGAACCGGCUCCAGUCUCGAGCUCGGUGACAUCGGAAGCCGUCCCACAGUGACCUAUUUCCGCCUCUUGUCUGGCGGCCACCUGUGUGGGUUCGAGACUGCCCCAGGAAAUACAAAGACCGGAUGAGCCCGAGGUCCAGUGCUCAGUCUGGGACAUCGGUGUCCUGGGGUGGAAUUAUCCAAGGUGACAAUCCUUUUGCUCCCUUUGCUGAGGACGGUGCAUAUGACAGCCUGGCCAAUAUAAUGAUGUUAAAUUGACAAAUCCCUCGGCAGUGACCCUGGAUCUACAGCGAUCCCGGACACGGCCCGGAAGUGUGAUUUUAUAAUCAUCGGUUCCCCGAUGCAGAGUGACGGUGAGAAACGGGACUGAUUAUUCAACCGGUCACUCGUUGUCGCCGGUCAGUUAAUUGUGUGUGACUGUGACUGAGUCGGGAGCAGCUUAUUUAUUCCCGCACGUCAGCAGUUCACACAUUGUUUAAUUUACAUUUGUCAUGAUGAAAUCAAUAAACCGCUGUAGCUUCCUG